Molecule: messenger RNA, 1141 nt
Organism: Megalopta genalis
Lineage: Eukaryota; Metazoa; Arthropoda; Insecta; Hymenoptera; Halictidae
Gene: Nubp1
Product: NUBP iron-sulfur cluster assembly factor 1
Biological process (GO): iron-sulfur cluster assembly
Cellular component (GO): cytosol
Molecular function (GO): ATP-dependent FeS chaperone activity; ATP binding; 4 iron, 4 sulfur cluster binding
Source: RefSeq, a predicted model, not a curated record
UAUUUAAAGAAUUUACAUACAUACCGAUUAUUAUAAUUUACAUAUUUACAUAGUUAAAAUUCAACAUGGCAGAUGUACCUACUGAUGCACCGCAACAUUGUCCUGGUACAACUAGCGAAGAUGCUGGUAAAGUGUCUGCAUGUGCUGGAUGUCCGAAUCAAACAUUAUGUGCAUCUGGUGCUACAAAGCAAACUGAUCCUGGUAUAGCUCUGGUUAAAGCAAGACUUCUCGCUGUCAAAAAUAAGAUACUCGUAUUGUCUGGUAAAGGUGGAGUUGGGAAAAGCACUAUAACAUCGUUGGUGUCCAGAUCUUUAGCAGCAAAUAAUCCUCAAACAAAUGUUGCUGUAUUGGAUAUAGACAUUUGUGGGCCAUCUCAGCCAAGAGUAUUGGGUGCAAUAGGGGAACAAGUUCACCAAAGUGGAUCAGGAUGGUCUCCAGUAUAUAUAGAGGACAAUUUAUCUUUGAUGUCCAUUGGAUUUUUGCUUGCUAGUCCCGAUGAAGCAGUAAUAUGGAGAGGGCCAAAGAAAAAUGGAAUGAUCAGACAAUUUCUAUCAGAAGUCGAUUGGGGUAGUUUGGACUACCUCAUUUUAGACACACCUCCAGGAACAUCGGAUGAACAUUUAUCUGCAACAUCCUACCUUAAAGAGGCUGGUAUAACGGGAGCAGUAAUUGUUACAACUCCACAACAAGUUGCUUUAUUGGACGUGAGAAAAGAAAUCGACUUUUGCCGAAAAGUGAACAUUCCAAUUUUAGGUGUUAUCGAAAAUAUGAGCAUUUUCGUGUGUCCUAAAUGUAAAGAGUCUACCGAGAUAUUUCCUGCGUCAACAGGCGGUGGCCGUGCGAUGGCCGAAGAAUUAAAUGUUGAUUUCUUUGGUUCUAUACCAUUAGAUCCAUUAUUAGCCAGGUGCUGUGAUGAAGGUAAAAAUUUUCUGAUCGAAGUUCCAGAGUCACCAACUGUUCUGACAUUGCAGACAAUUGUACAGAAAAUCGUGGAUAAAUGUGAAAAUAAGAAAGAAAGUUAUCAAAUCGAUUCAACGUGAAAGAACGAUACGCUUUUAAAUAUUAAAAACAUAGCUAUAUGUAUAUUAAAAUUCUGUAUAAAUGUAAUAAAUAUUGACUUCUGUUUUCGUAUAUUCCAUGA